Messenger RNA from Odontomachus brunneus, 1448 nucleotides. RefSeq names its product putative lipoyltransferase 2, mitochondrial (gene Lipt2). Bases 30 to 728 code for a protein of 232 amino acids. Gene Ontology annotation, cellular component: mitochondrion. Lineage: Eukaryota; Metazoa; Arthropoda; Insecta; Hymenoptera; Formicidae. Gene Ontology annotation, biological process: protein lipoylation. Gene Ontology annotation, molecular function: lipoyl(octanoyl) transferase activity. The transcript has a single exon. The record is from RefSeq and is a predicted model, not a curated record.
GUUCAGGUUCAACAACUAUUUAAAUUAAAAUGCAUUCGAGAGUGGUGAAGGUUUUUCUGGCCGGUCGUCUGUCGUAUGGUGCCGGCCAGCGACUUCAAAAAACUUUGUCGGAUCAUCACUAUCAGCGUUUGAGCGAGCCAGCGAACACUUUGGUGAUUUUAGAACACAAACCGGUGUACACGGUAGGAAUUCGCGAUAAAGUAUAUACUGUCGAAGAAGAGACGAAAUUGAAGAAUCUGGGCGCAGAGUUUUGGAGGACAAACCGCGGUGGUUUGAUCACUUUCCACGGACCUGGUCAGCUGGUAGCUUACCCAGUGCUCGAUCUGAAGCAGUUUCGCACCAGUGUUAAGUGGUACGUAAACCAGUUAGAGUGCAUGGUAAUCCGUUUGUGCGCUGAGUUCGGCAUCGAGGCCCAAACAUCUCCUCAUACCGGAGUCUGGGUCGACGAUCGUAAGAUCUGCGCCAUAGGUAUUCACGGCAGCCGCUACAUUACCACUCAUGGUCUGGCACUCAACUGCAACACCGAUCUCACGUGGUUUGAUCACAUCGUGCCCUGCGGCAUCGAGGGUAAGGGCGUCACCAGUAUUUCCAAGGAGUUAGAUGUAGAUAUCAAGGUUGAUGAUGUGUUGCCGAUCUUCAUCAACACUUUUCGCGAUCAAUUCGAAUGCGAGCUGAUAGAGUUUCCAACCAAGGAAGCCUUGCAGAUCUUACAGGAUACGAUACGAUAGUCACGGUCAAUUGAUAUUAUAAUUAGUAGUAAGUGUUCGCGAGUUUUAAGGAAGCCUUGUCUUGUUCUUAAUUGUGUUACUCUCUGCGAUGUAAUAUUUAAAUUGACGUCUUUCGAUCUUUUAUGUUAAGUAUGGAUAUUUAGAAUUUCGAAAGUUAAUUGUUUGGUGCUUUGAAUUUUCAACAGGAUGUUUUAAAUUGUUGGAUUGUUCGACAUCUUGAUAAAAUAAUAUUAAAUCAAUGUUAAAAAAUUUUUAUAUCAAAGAAACUUGAAAACUGAAGAUGUUAAUGUCCUUAAUCGUGUCUCGAUAAUAUUUUGUAGACGUCUUCAAAUUGAUAUCACAAGUGUUGCAAAACUGAAUUUAAAUUUAUCACAAAAUAUAUCUGAUAUCAGUUUGAAGCCCAUAUAAAGACAAUAUUUUUUUGCAUUAAUAAUUGUUAAUUCUAUAAUAUAUCGAAAUGUAUUAAUUCUGUCAACAAAUUCAGCUAAAUUUAUUUAUUAAUUUCUUUUUUAACAAUUAUUGCGCUUAUUAUAUCCGAUUAAAAAAUAUUAAAUAUGAUCUAUUAACUGCAUUGUCAGAUAUCUUUAAUGCGAUUUGCAUAAGUAAAUUGAACAUAUAAUUUCUGUACACCAGUAGCAAAUUAUCGAUUAUGCGAAUUGUGUUUGUGUGUGUUGAAUGUAUGCGUGCGCAUAUAAUAAAUUUUAUACUAUAUAAAUAAAA